Molecule: messenger RNA, 5301 nt
Organism: Athalia rosae (coleseed sawfly)
Lineage: Eukaryota; Metazoa; Arthropoda; Insecta; Hymenoptera; Athaliidae
Product: dynein regulatory complex protein 11
Exons: 10
Coding region: 725-3172 (815 amino acids)
Molecular function (GO): ATP binding; protein binding; ATP hydrolysis activity
Source: RefSeq, a predicted model, not a curated record
CACGACACUCUCGAAUCUCGCAGCAACAGUACGGUGGUGCCUUGCACUCAAAAUGCGUAAACUGAUUUCAGCGCAAACGCGAAAUUCAAUUUUCCAAAGUGCAUGCAAUUGUUGAAAUUAAUAUUUUCUUGUUAAUCGAACGAAAAUCGUUGUUUCAGCUAAUUUUCAGGUUUUCGACCUUGGCGAGAGAUCUUAUUGGCAGUUAGAAACAGCCGUAUUCCGAUACCCAAAUCUGAAUAUCUUCAUUACGCGCGAAAAAGUCGUAUAUACGUCAAUCCUUACGUAAAUCAUAAUAAUACAGCAUAAAUGUUAUAUUAGGUAUUUAUACAGUAGAAAAUAAAUGACUAUAUUUUCUGUACAAACGUCCACUGCAAAUCAACGUCGGUUAGGAGCUGACCCAAGAUUCUUCACAUUAAUUAACCGCUGUUGCUGUCGUAAUUAAAUUUGAAAGAAAAAACCGUUGCCAGUAAACAGAAUGAUUACUGCAACAGCGCACCUCGCAUCAACCCAAAUCAUUCAAUUUAUAAAACUCUCGCCUAAUUCACACCUGCUCCAGGUAUAUAGCGUAAUGAUAUCAGCCGUCAACAGUAACUAUUGGCAACCGAAGCGGCGUCGUCAAGUUAGGAAUUAUUUCCUUCUAUGUACUAGUAGGAUAAAGUACUGCAACCGGUGUAAAAGCUAGUAUUGGAAAUCAGAGAAUAGAACGAAAUAAGCGUUUAUAAAAAUGUCUAACGUGACAUACACGGAACUAUGGAAAUCUACGCAAGCGGAUUUGGAAGAUAUUGCGCAGGCAGAUUCUAUCCUGCAGAAUUCAAAGCCACAAAAAGAAAGGCGAAAGGCACACGCUAACGUAGCCGAGCUUUAUGUUCGCUACAUUGUCGCCUCUAAUAAUCUGCACAAGUGUUACGACCAGGUGAUUCAACCUCAGAAGCGGAUAUUGAUCAGAAAAUUGCUCGAUUCCUGCAUCGGAAGGGUAUUGGAACUAAAACACGAACUUGUUGACAUUGAUCUAUCGGAGUGCAACUACUACGACGAUAUUUUAUUAAAAUAUGAAAUUACGCCGCAAGAAGCUGAGAUCCACAUACCUGCUUAUUUUAUCAGAGAAAGAGAAAACGAGAUUCGUGAACGUAGAAAAUUUAUAGAGGAUACAUUGAAGAGCCUUGGCUUCCUGCAUGAGGAGCCAAUACCCAAAAAAAUGACAGAAGUUGAAGCGAUUAGACUCAUACAGGCCCACGAACGCGCGAGACAAGGUCGCGUUCGCUUUCAAUUUAUGAAAGAAAUUAGGGAGAUGAAAGAAAAGUCGAUGGCAAAACAAGAUGCGGAUAACGACCAGGCCACAUUAGGAAUUUCGGCAGCGUUGAGGAUCCAAAAAGUAUGGCGAGGUUACACGACCAGACGAAAAAUUCGCAUGCGAAGAAUGGAGGAAAUGCUGCUGAUCGGCAUGGUGCAGCCGAGUCAAGUGAUAACGGAAAAUUUUCGACAGGCCGAAAAAGUCAAGCAAUACAGACAUCAGAAGCAACGCGAGUUUCAAGAGACGUACGAGAAACUUUUGGUUGAAAUGAAGGACACGAUACGCAAGGAGAGGGGAGCGCUUAUAGAGGAAAAUUUGCGAAAAGAAAUCAGGAAUUGGAUAACCAAUUAUUAUCAGCAAACCGGCAAAAUACCCGACCUUCCAUCCGCAGAAAGUGGCGGAUCUAGAAUAAUGUUCAGUCGGCAGGGUACCGAAAGUACGAUAAGCAAAUCAACGGCAAUGUCAUCCAAGGAGUCUAAGAAGUCGAAGAAAUCCAGCAAAGCGAAAAAAGAAAGCGAUCAAGAACAGUCGGAAGACGAAUCCGACCCAGGCUUCAAACCAGUCCCGUCCAACUUUUUGCCUGAGAUAAUCCAGGCGAAUUCCGACUAUCAGGAAAUAUGGAAAAAUAAGGACGAGUCCGGUAACCCCGGGCAGGAAACUUACCUGGAUAUGAUCGAGGCGGAAAAGACGCGGGAAGUCGAAGACGAGAUCAGAAUAGGUGUCGACCAGUUGAUGAGGGACGACAUAGAAGCGUUACAGGCCGCGGUGGACAGAGACAGAGGCCACAAGGGUAAACGGGCUAAAAAAUCCCAAAAGCGAGUUCGUCGCAGUGGUAAAAAAAACAAAAGGAAAAAAGAAAAAGAUUUGACACCGGAUCGCUCGACGGAAUCGCUGUUUGAAGAACUUUUGACCAACGGUAUAAUAAAAUUACACCCCGAAGUCAGGCUCGAACAAUUUAAAGCAGAAAAAUCCUACGCCAAUUACGAUCUUAGAGAACGAGGAAAAGAUCCGCUGCCAGCGCUAGGUGACGUGAAACAGCUUGUUAAGGAAUACUGCAUUCUUCCUCUGGGUAAUGAGGUCGUAAAACAAUUAACACCACUCGUUCGAUCGGUUUUGAUAGCCGGCCCCCAUGGAAGUGGAAAAAAAAUGCUCGUUCACGCAAUAUGCACCGAAUUAGGUGCUACGCUGUUCGACAUAACGCCGGGUAAUGUCGUAGGAAAAUAUCCGGGUAAAUCCGGUCUCAUUAUGCUUCUCCACUUGAUAUCGAAGGUUUCAAAACUUCUACAACCAUCGGUCAUCUUCAUGGACGGUGCGGAACGACCUUUUGUCAAAAAGGUACCGAAAACUGACCGCACCGAUCCCAAACGUCUGAAAAAAGAUCUUCCAAAAUUGGUGAAGGGAAUAACGUGCGAAGAUCGCGUUAUUCUAAUCGGAACUUCGAACAGCCCUUGGGAUUGUGAUCAAAAACUGUUGUAUCAAACGUACGACAAAGUUAUAUUCGUACCGAGAACGGAUCUCGGUACGAUGUCGUCAAUCUGGAAAGACUUGCUUUACAAGUACGCCGGGAUCAGUAGGCAGUUCGAUACUUCGGCGAUGACAAAAAUUUGCGACGGUUUCACCGUUGGAACCGUUCUUCAGUCGAUUAAGGAGGUGAUGACUACGAAACGGAUGGUCCAACUCAGAGUCCACCCCUUGACACAUGCCGAGCUAGUAAACGCCCUGAGCACCAAAGAUCCUGUUUACCGAGAAGAGGAAGACGCGUUUUUGGCUUGGUACGCAAAAACGCCAACCUGUCGUAGAAAGCAGCGUGCUAUAGAAAUGGAACUUGAAAAAUUAGAGGAGGCCAACGAGAAAAAAAAGAAGGGCAAAAAAUCGAAGUAGAAUUAGUACAAGCCAGAUUAAAUGUGUUGAAACGAUAAGAAUAUUGCCGGGAACGAAGAAUCGACAAAAUCAAAAACGCAAAUAAAAUAUAUUCUCAACUGAACUUAUCUAUUUCUAAUGUAUGUAGGUAAGUACUUACUUUUUUUCGAGUCGCCAUUUUGCCGCGUAAACUUUCUCUCCAUUGAGAAAAAAAUUGAAUUUUGCUAGUACGAUGCAAAAAAAAGAAAUCGUUCGACGUGAUUUCAAUAUUUUGCAUGUGAAACGGAAUAAAAAAAUCAGUGAUACAUUCACGAUAUCAAAUUCUAAUUGUUUUUGAGAUACUCGAUUUUUAUUCUCUUUUUAUUCCCCAAAUCCCAGCCGAAUGGCAUUACCUACUUACAAUUAAACUGCAAUAUAAUAUUACGUUGUACGAUGAUUCAAAGUGAAGCGCGAAUAACAUCUCAGACUUUGGCACGACGAAUAAUUAUUAUAAUGGUACUUGUACCAUACGAUACAAGCGAAAAAUUAUUCGCGCGCGCAAUAUAUUGUAGAUUUAGUCAAAAGUAAUGAGAAUAUGCAUGAGGUACGCUCUGGUACAUAUGUACAUACGUAUAUGUAACCUAUGUGCAGGCCUGCGGCGAGGCAAAGUAAACAAAAAUGAGAAAUUCUAUAAUAAUUCUUAUAUACGUGCGUAGACAUAUAUAUAUACAUACGGUCCGUCAUAUGCGCAGCGUAUAUAAUAGCAAACUUUUGAUAAUCAUAUUUUAGAUCUCCGUGCCUUUGAGUCGUUUCGACUUUGACGUAAAUCAAAAUCCUGCCUAAAAGCAACGGCCGACUCAUCCAAUUAUGGUUUUGUGUAUGUUAUUAUCAGUUUAUUAUUAUGGACAUGAUCGGAACGAUAGAUUUCAAAUAGGUAUUCCGAUACAGGAGUAUGUGCGUUAUAAUAUUACUGCGGCCUUCUGUGAUCCAGAAUAAUCGUUAAUUAUUUCUCUUUAUUUUCCUUUUUCUUUAUAAUCGACGAAUGAUCGUCCAGAAAUGACCGUUUGACUUGGUUCUCAUAUAUUAAAAGGUGAUGAUCGUUCUUUUCCUGCUAUGCAAAUAAUAUUUACAAAUCGAUAUUUCCAUCCAAUUGAUACAUAAAUUUAUACGCCGCAUAACCCAAUAUAAGUCAACACUCGCACGAAUUAUUCAUUUUUUUUUCCUUUGUUUAUUGGGAAAAAAAGUAAAAAAGUAAAAAAGUAAAAAAAAUUAUAUAAAAUAAAGUUCACAAAAAUUAGACGUAUCGACGGUAUAAUCGUCAAAAUCUCUCACCUUGAUCAUCACACUUUUUAUUACGUUAGAGUUGCUGAUUUCUCAAAUUCCAUAUUUUGUUGUUUGAUCUUGAAAAUAUACAUUAGAUAAUUAUUAAUAUACGAUUCCGGGUAUAUACUCCGAUAUUAUCGGCUGAUCGCAUUUUAAAAUCCAGCAUCGAAUAUUGAUAAUAAUAACAAAAACAAGGAUAAUAACCAUGAUACAAAAUUGAUUAUUCAAACGAUUUUGUAUCCCAUAAUAUAAGGACGUUACAGAAUUAAAAGACUGGUUGCAAGAUUAUGGUCUCCUAAUAAUGCUCAUGUAAUACUCAUCGACUGUUGAUAUACUGCCGCUGUUACUACUGCAGUUGAUGUCCUAUGUCACUGCUAUAUUGACGCAGGAAAUUUCUUUAACACAUAUUUUUCUCCAUUUUUUGUUGGUUUGAUUUUUUGUUUUUAAUUUUUUUUCUUCCCCUCCUCGUAUUCAAUUUGUAUACAUGUAGUAUAUUACGAUGUAUGCCGCGAUGGUUAAAUGACGCAAGCGAACAGAAUUCAGAAAUAAUCCCAACGCGCGUGUUUUCCGAUUCAUUAACAUUAUAUUAUUGUAUGAAUAUGAACAGGAUUUGGAAAAUAUACAUAUAUGCUUAUUAAUCAGCGAUCAGUGUCGAUCUUGUAAUUUUCUUAUCAACGAGUGAGACACCUAUACACAUAUAAUGUUGCAGCUUAGAAAAAGAUCGUUAUUUUAACCUGAUUGACACCGUGCACGUUAGGAUCAUGCAACGGCAUCAGCAGCGGAUCACAUAUACAGAUAUACAUAUGAGAUUGGACAUCUUUUUAUCAUUCUUCUUUUUUUUUUUCUUU